UUUUGGUUUCGGUUUCUCCGGUUAGACUCACUAUCCGGUGAAAAUGGGCAGAAGCAAGAAGCAGGUGCGUGAAUUCGUGGCCGCCAAGGAAGCAGCCGAAGCCACAAAUUCCCGUCUGGACAGCUGCAACGAUGCCUACACGAGCGGCGCCUUCAAGUAUUUGAGAUUUCUGGUCCAUCUCCUGGCAGCCGCCCAGUUUUCGUAUGGCAUAUACUACCACUACUUCCGAGUGCACUGGCCCACGGAUUUGCUCGACGAAGAGGAGCUGAAGGCACGCUGGGGAGGCAAGUUCAAGUAUCUCACCUUCCUGGACGUGAUUCUGCAGGCCAUUUACCACUCACUGGCCCUCCUCAACGAUCUCUUCGGCGACAACAGGGUCACUGGGAACGCAAAGUCCAGGUUGAGACUGGCCAGGGAUUACGUCUUUGCGGCCUUUGCCUUCCCAGUCGCCCACAACGUGUGCCUCUCGUUCUGGGCCAUUUACAUGUGGGACCGUGAGCUCAUCUUUCCCACUGCGCUCGAUGCGAUUUUUCCCAGCUGGCUGAACCACGUGGUGCACACGAAUGUGGCACUCUUGGCCAUCAUGGAUCUGUUCACAUGCUUCCGCCGGUACCCGAGUCGAUUGGCCGGAAUCGCGGGCAACGUCUCGUUCAUCCUGCUCUACAUCAUCUGGCUGCACAUUGUGCGGUACUUCAGUGGAGAGUGGGUAUAUCCCAUUCUGGAGGUGCUGCCCUUUUACCUGCGCUACCUGUUCCUGGCCCUGCUGGUGGGAUUUAAUCUGGUGUGCUAUCUGCUCGGCGAGUUUGCCAAUAACGUCGUCUGGGGACCAGAGUUCAAGCUGCUCAAGCAACAGAAGGUCAAACAGGGCUAGUCUCGAGGAUUUUAAAUCGGUUUAUUAGGUUACACAAGACUAAUACUAAGAGACAUUUUGUAAAAUUGUAGGCACUUUUCGAGGUACGAUUUGUUUGCCCAAAGAGAGCUAUUUGUAUCGUACUUUAAUGUAUAAUCUAGGGUCUAUUUUAAGGCUCAGUACUCACGGCAAAGAAAAUUGAUCAGGAAAAUAUUUCCUGAUUUCUUUUAUUUUGGCGUGAGCACUUAAAAACAGUCAUUUACAACCGUACACAGACAUUCGAAUGCGCUUACUAGCUAGAUGGGAAGAUGAGUUUGUAAAAUAACGCUUGCAGCUUAAUGUCUAAGAGAAUUCGUAAUUCGUAGUUGUAGUUUCGUUUUUCUGCUCAAUAAAACCGUUAAGAAGAAACUAUAA
Drosophila elegans is the source of this 1264-nucleotide messenger RNA. RefSeq names its product androgen-induced gene 1 protein. The transcript is spliced from 2 exons. Gene Ontology annotation, cellular component: endomembrane system; membrane. NCBI's taxonomy places the organism in Eukaryota, Metazoa, Arthropoda, Insecta, Diptera, Drosophilidae. The record is from RefSeq and is a predicted model, not a curated record. The coding region runs from base 44 to 871 and encodes 275 amino acids.